AUGCUUUACCUUGUUGGCCUCGGUCUUGCAGAUGAAAAGGACAUCACCGUCCGAGGACUGGAAGUCGUCAAGACCGCGUCCAGAGUCUACCUGGAAGCUUACACGAGCAUCCUGCUUAUUGAGAAGGAAAAGCUAGAAGCUUACUAUGGACGUCCUGUGAUUGUAGCAGACCGUGAGCUUGUUGAAAGCGGAAGCGACGAAAUCCUGGAUAACGCCAAAGAUGUCGAUGUAGCGUUCCUCGUUGUAGGAGAUCCGUUUGGAGCGACCACGCAUACAGACCUAGUGCUUCGGGCUCGCGAACUCGGAAUACCCACGAAAACGAUCCCUAAUGCAUCAAUAAUGUCCGCCAUCGGCUGUACAGGCUUACAGUUGUAUAAUUUCGGUCAGACUGUCAGCAUGGUAUUCUUCACAGAAACCUGGAAGCCUUCGUCAUACUACGACCGAGUAAAAGAGAAUGCGAAUCUCGGGUUGCAUACACUUGUGCUCCUAGACAUCAAGGUGAAGGAGCAAUCGCUGGAAAACAUGGCUCGAGGACGAAAGAUUUACGAGCCUCCGCGCUACAUGACUGUUGCACAGUGUGCAAGCCAGAUGCUAGAGACCGAGGAGGAAAGAAAGGAAGGGGUGUAUGGACCGGACAGUCUUGCCAUAGGCGCCGCUCGUGUUGGAGCCCCCGACCAGAAGCUCGUUGCGGGGACAUUGAAGGAACUGACAGAUGUUGAUAUGGGAAGGCCUCUUCACAGUCUUGUCUUGCUCGGUAAAAGAGCACACGAUCUGGAGAAAGAUUACAUUGAGCAAUUCGCAGUCAACAAGGAAACCUUCAAUGCUGCUUGGAAGCGUGGAUACGGUGGAAAUUAA
This is a messenger RNA of Talaromyces atroroseus, 855 nucleotides long. Its product is annotated as Diphthine synthase. The transcript has 3 exons. Gene Ontology annotation, molecular function: diphthine synthase activity. Gene Ontology annotation, biological process: protein histidyl modification to diphthamide. Bases 1 to 855 code for a protein of 284 amino acids. The record is from RefSeq and is a predicted model, not a curated record. Lineage: Eukaryota; Fungi; Ascomycota; Eurotiomycetes; Eurotiales; Trichocomaceae.